This is a messenger RNA of Acaromyces ingoldii, 1481 nucleotides long. RefSeq names its product alpha-L RNA-binding motif-containing protein. Gene Ontology annotation, molecular function: structural constituent of ribosome; rRNA binding. Bases 36 to 1412 code for a protein of 458 amino acids. Gene Ontology annotation, cellular component: mitochondrial small ribosomal subunit. The record is from RefSeq and is a predicted model, not a curated record. The transcript is spliced from 3 exons. NCBI's taxonomy places the organism in Eukaryota, Fungi, Basidiomycota, Exobasidiomycetes, Exobasidiales, Cryptobasidiaceae. Gene Ontology annotation, biological process: positive regulation of translational fidelity.
GUUCUUCUAGCCGUCACACGACGAGGUCAGUCAAGAUGAGGAAGCCGAGACUGUUCAGCCACGAUGCCAAGGGAAUCCUGCCGAGGAUGUCCUGGUCUCCGCAUAACCUCUACAACCUCAUCGCUCGAUCCACCGUCCCCUUCCACACGGCCGACACGUCGUUCCGAAAGACUGCCCUGACCAUGUACCAGCAGCGAUGGCGAUCGAAGCGCUUCCUGCGUGGCUACCACGGUGACCAUAUCCCCGAGAGGAGGUUCAAGCGCUGGUUUCUGCCCACGGAUCUUCCACGCAUCGAGGACCUAAAGCUGAACGGCGGAAGCAGCUCUUCGUCCCUGAAGAGCGGCGAGGUCAGCGGCGAAGAAAAGAUGCCAAUCGCAGGCCUUUUCUUGCGAGAUGUCGAGAGACGGCUCGAUGUCAUCGUCCAUCGGUGCUGCUUUGCAAGGAGCGCUCGGGAAGGCCGAGCCAUGGUGGUGCAAGGGAAAGUGCAGCUGAAUGGUGUCAAGACGACGGACCCAGGGACAUUGCUCAACCCUGGCGAUCUGGUCUCGGUGCUACCAUCAGCGGUGCCGAUGCUUAGCGCAGAGCUGGCUAAGCUUGCCGAUCAACGAAAGGCAGCGGCCAUGGCAACGGAGGGCGAGACUGCGUCCGAAGACAAGCCAGAGGAGACACCAGAAGAGGUAGCUGAGAUUGCACAGCAAGACGGACAAGAGCAAGAACCGGUCGAGCAAAAGGCAGAUGAAGGGUCAGAGGAGGGCAAGGAGGAGCUCGCUGCCGAGAGUGCAGAAGCGCAGUCGUCUGAGACUUCGGGCGAGGGCGAGGGCAAGGGCAAGGGCAAAGCAAAGGCGAGCGCCCCUGCCUCGGAGAAGAAGGAGGCCUCCCUGCCACCGGGCGUGCUCCCCUUCAAUCUGCCUCCCUAUGCCUCUCCGUUCCUCUUCAUUCCACCCUAUCUCGAGCCUUCAUUCCUGACAUGCUCGGCCAUCUACCUCCGCCACCCUACCAUCACACCUCUCCGGCGCAGGGACCGAUCUGGCGAAAAUGCUUCGACGAGCUACCGCACCGAUCUGCCCUCGCCUUACCCCGCCGGGGGAGAGCUCUUCUCGCUGGCCUGGGAGCACUACGCUCGCAAUGCACCGCGGAUCAGAUCCGACGUGCGGCGGCAAAGGGUCGAGGCACGGGUGGGAAGGCAAGGCAUGGAGAGCGCGCGACAAAAGGAUGAGUGGAGGAAGAGGAUGGCCGUCCGGAGGGGAUGGGACAAGAAGAGCGGCUCCAUUGUCGUGCUUCCCAACGGCGCCGAGACGAGAAUCGAAGCAUCGGCGCCCGCAGUGGGCAAGCGUGCGACGGGCAAAUCUUCCACCAGUGGCCGUUUUGUGGAAAAGGGCCAAGCCAAGGGUCACUCUUCUGCUAGCUUGUGAUCCUCUUCAUCAUGUUCACCACCACCACUUGUAAAAAUAAGAGACGCAAUGUCACAGGAUAGACAAGGC